This is a messenger RNA of Mizuhopecten yessoensis (Yesso scallop), 4417 nucleotides long. RefSeq names its product very-long-chain (3R)-3-hydroxyacyl-CoA dehydratase-like. The record is from RefSeq and is a predicted model, not a curated record. Gene Ontology annotation, molecular function: 3-hydroxyacyl-CoA dehydratase activity. NCBI's taxonomy places the organism in Eukaryota, Metazoa, Mollusca, Bivalvia, Pectinida, Pectinidae. Gene Ontology annotation, biological process: fatty acid elongation; sphingolipid biosynthetic process; very long-chain fatty acid biosynthetic process. The coding region runs from base 3 to 1109 and encodes 368 amino acids. The transcript is spliced from 10 exons. Gene Ontology annotation, cellular component: endoplasmic reticulum membrane.
UCAUGGCCGAAGCUUUGUCGCCUUUCGUUUACUGGGGGCAGAAAACAGAUCAAGUCUUCCUCAAAGUUGAUCUCAGAGACGUGGAAAAUGAAGAAGUAAAGCUGACAGAGGAUGGUUUGACAUUUAAUGCCGAGGGGUUCGGUGUGAGCGGCCAGAAUUACUAUGGUAUUGACAUUGAGUUCUAUCAUCCUGUCGACCCAGAGGAAAGCAAAUAUCGAGUGAUGGGAAGAUGCAUUGAGUUUCAAAUUAAGAAGAGUGGUGAUGGGGAGAUAUGGCCAAGACUUACGUAUGAUAAAGUCAAGUUGCCCUGGCUGAAGAUUGACUUUGACAAGGUGGCAUAUGACGAUACAGAGUCGGAGAAGGAAGAAGAACAGAACCCUGAACAGGCCAGAUAUUUAAAGGACCUGGAGAAUCAACUGUUAGCUAACUGUGAUAUUGAGCCAUUUCCAGACGUUAAAACAUGCUACCUGUUUGUAUACAACUUGGUCCAAUAUGUCGGCUUCACAUACAUAUUCGCCGCUCUCACCUACCACAUCUUCAAGGACAUGAAUUUUGCAUUUACUAAUACGCUGGAAAUUUCUGGGACACAGAUGCUGUUUGUACAAACAGCUGCUGUCCUAGAAAUUGUUCAUCCUUUGUUAGGCUGGGUGAAGUCCAGUCCCGUUCCAGCCUUCAUGCAGGUCAUGGGUCGGAACUUCCUGUUGUUUAUUGUGUUGGGGCAGGAGCCGAGACUACAUGACAAGUCAAUAGUGUUCAUCUUGUUUAUGGUGUGGAGUGCCAUAGAAGUUGUACGAUAUCCAUUUUACAUGCUGUCAGUAUUGGGAAAGAAGAACACUUUUAUCACAUGGUGUCGCUAUACAGCCUGGAUUCCCCUGUAUCCUCUGGGUUUUAUUUCUGAGGCAUUAAUCAUUCUGAUGGCGAUCCCAUACUAUGAAGACUCCGAGAGAUUUUCAGUAUUCCUUCCAAAUUCUUACAACUUUUCCUUUUAUUUCCCAUGGUUUUUAAAACUCUACUUAGGCAUAUUCAUCCCAGCGGGCUACUUCCUGAUGAAUUCCAUGUUUCAACAAAGACAAAAGGCUUUAAAGCCACUCGGGACUAAGAGGGAGUAGGAUCAACCAUCAUAAUAUGUGUUACUGUUAUUUGAUAAUCAGAAAAGUCGGGUGAUUUUUAAAUGUUCUGGUGAUUUUUAAAGGUAUAUAGCACAUGUGGUAUCAUGAGUGUUUACGUUUUGUAGAAUAUUAUUGUUUAUCACAUGUGAAACAGAUAAAUAUGGUCAGAAGUUAACUACCUACAACAUUUUAGAAAUAAUUUGAAAGUUGGUAGCUCACCUAAUUCUUAGGUUUCACAGUAAGUGGAGGAUAGCACAUAGUUUGAUAUAAAAUCACUUCAUGAAAUGUAUCGUAGUAAAAAAGGCUCUUCUAUCAAAAGGUCAAUCAAAUAAUGUUAAAAUCGAUUAAAAACAUAGGUUAGAAACAAAACAAAACUUACAUCUUGUAAGCUGAAACAAGUGGUAGAUUGCCAGGUAAAAACCAAGAUUGAAAACAAAAUCAUUCGAAUUUGUGAAUAGGAUAAUUACAAACUGUAAUCGUUUAAGAAGAAAAAAAUCAAUUUUAAUUUAAAAUCAUACCUGGUAACUAUCAUUCUACAGAAUGAUGAUGCACUGUAAUUUAAAAUAUCUACAGAUAGCUGGAGAAAAACUAAGGUUGUAUUUGAUUUGUUGUAAGCUAGAACAGACAUGACUGCCUAGCUGAUUUCUAAGAGAGUCUGUCAAUUUUUACCCCAGAUAUUAUUUCUUUUUAAUAUCCUUUUUUAAAGGAAGGUUACUAUAAAUGUUUGUUCAAUUCACCCAGGGUAAAGAAGGGAGUUUUAGUCCAAAUUAUACCUGUUUUUUGAGGGGUAAUUUUAAGCUUUUUUAGAAAGAUAUUUAUUGUGUGUUCAUUAACAUACAAAUGAACUUACAAAUCAGGUUGAAAUUAAUGAUGAAGUUGAAACAAAAAUAUAUUAAUUUUUCACGUGAACAGAACUUGUUUUUAACAUGAUUCUGUCCAGAUAAAUAAUCUGUGUUCCCAAAGGUUGAUAUCAUGCAAAAAUACUGUAUGCCAAGCUGUUGUUGAUGUAUUUAUUUUCAAUUACGAUAUAGAUUUAUUUUUAAUUUGUAUGAUCAAUGCUGGAGAUAGCUGUGUGGGACUGCCUGAUUACAAUUGUCACUUUGAGGUUGUAGUAAUUUUUGGUCACUGUGGAGCAUUAGAGAAUGUGUUCAAUACAUUAGGCAUUCAUUAUUACUGUUCAUUAUUUUGCUUAUACAUGAACUUAUGAAUUUAAAAAAAAAUAAAAUAUGAGGAUAAUUUAUGAAAAAUUGUAUUUGGUGAAGUUGUUAUAUGUAUAUAUAAUUACAUAGUAAAAUGUAGUUGUAUCUGAUGGUUCUGUGUAGAUGAUUAAGUGAAUAUCUAAGAAUAGCUUAUCGCAGUAGUCUCCCUUAACUUGUGUUGCCCAAGUUGUAUUAAACAUAAGGCCAUACGAUAUAGAUUUAUUUUUAAUUCGUAUGAUCAAUGCUGGAGAUAGCUGUGUGGGACUGCCUGAUUACAAUUGUCACUUUGAGGUUGUAGUAAUUUUUGGUCACUGUGGAGCAUUAGAGAAUGUGUUCAAUACAUUAGGCAUUCAUUAUUACUGUUCAUUAUUUUGCUUAUACAUGAACAUAUGAAUUUAAAAAAAAAAUACAUAUGAGGGUAAUUUAUGAAAAAUUGUAUUUGGUGAAGUUGUUAUAUGUAUAUAUAAUUACAUAGUAAAAUGUAGUUGUAUCUGAUGGUUCUGUGUAGAUGAUUGAGUGAAUAUCUAAGAAUAGCUUAUCGCAGUAGUCUCCCUUAACUUGUGUUACCCAAGUUGUAUUAAACAUAAGGCCAUUUGUUAAGUACGGCUGGACAUUUAAAAGUGUGGACAGACUAACAUGGCAUUCUGAUUACUUCUUACACUAUCCUUUAUUUAGUAGCUGGGACUUCCAAGACCUGUUAUGCUAUUGAAGUCCUCUUCAGUUUACUGGUGGUGAAAGUUUCAAGCGAUAUAUUAAAACAAUUCUGCUCAAGUUUUCUCAGUGGUGGGACUGUUCAGAGGAUAAAACUGGUCUUGAAUAUAUUCUGAUAAAAUACACAGAUAGGAAAGGUUGUUUUUGAAAGUGUGUGGUAUCUGGUCAUGUCUUCUUGUAGUCAGCUCUCUGUUGUGUUUUGGUGUGUUGAUGUUUGCUGGUUUUCUGUUUUAUGUACUUUUAAUGUUUUACCAAAGCAUUGUUUAUCAUUAGGAUGCAUUAGUAAGGGGAGGAACCCAUGAUGUCACCUUUUUCUUGAGCGUCACAAUUGGCUCAUGACGGAGUAGUUUCCCUUGAAUAAGACUACCAAUACAAAAUAUACAGUCUGACAUGAGUUUCCAUUUUUUCCAUAGUAUCUUUAAUUUUAAGGUGCCUUUAUAAAACUGCAAUUAACAACUGUGACAGUUUCACAAAUCUCUCACGAAAUUGAAACAAAUGUACUGCUUAUGGCACAAACCAAGAUUUUAUGCAAAUAUUCGUAAAAAACACACUUUCUGAAGCUGACUUAAAACCUAAACUAUCAUCCAUUAUAAUUGUAACUUUGUGAAGCCAUGAAGUUCUGAGUUGGGAUGUCACAAUGCAUUUUUUUUAAUACUUUUUUUUCUCUGGAUUCAACCAGAUUUUAGAUACGCAUGUCAUGUGACGCGGGUCAUUUGUUGUUCUGAUUAAUGCCAAAAAUCCUUUUCAUGCAAACAAAUCUUCAAUGUUAGUUCCUUUAUACAAUAUAUUUGUCUAUAUGUUUAAUAUAAAACAUUCUGUUGUAGUGUUUACACAUCUUAUAGUUCCCGAGUAAAGGCUAAGUUUUUUUUAUACACACAAACAGGAAUAGAAAACCUAUUUUGCAAGCUUUUCGAAAAACAUGUCACAUGUCCCCCUGCCUGCCUGCAGUAUUAGAGUGCAAAUGGGCGAAAUGUCUAUGAUUUUUGACAGCUGACUUUACUGAUUUGGCCCACUGUGGCUUAGUGAGUUUUUUUCAGGGGUUUAGAGUCGAGACACCGGCCAUUUACACCCUUUGCUUGACUAAGGAAACACACGCUUUCGAAAGCUGGCAAAAUAAGUUUUGAAUUCCUGUUUGUGUUCAAAACAAACUAUGCCUUUAGUAUUCAUACCAAACUGAUGAAUCUUAUUCUGAAGUGUAGUUCCAUAGGUUGUUCAAAUUUACUUGAGAUGGGGAGUUAAACUCCAUAGUUUUCUCAAUCAUGACUUAAAGUAAAGAGACCAAGCACUCUGUGAGACCAAGCACUCUGUAUUAAAAUUCACUUUCGGGGUGGUCGGGUGGUGCAGUGGAUAGCACACUUGCCUUUCACCAAGACGGCCGGGGUUCGAUUCCCCGAUCGG